GUUGUAUUUUUAUUUUUGUAUUUUUAGUUUAUAUAUAUAUCCUCCAUUCAUUCCUAUCACAUAGAAACGCGUUUUUAUUGUUUAUUUUUUUUAAAAAAAAGUUAUUGUAUCAAGUGUAUAUAAAAUAUAUCUUACAAGAAAAGUAAAAACCCCCAGAAAAAAAAAAUGUCGAAACAACAUCAAGAAACAGAUCAUGGAGCACGUUCUAUAUUUGAUGACCCAGUGGAUUUAUUUAAUUUCAACCAAAUCCAAUCUUCACGUUCUGUACCCGCUUCAAGGAGGAAUUCUCAUGAAGAUCACAACAAUUUGGAUCUCUUGUUAGGCACCACAUUAUCUCUCAAUAACACGGAUUCCGAGUCGGGAUUUCGAAAGUCGCCUUUUACUAUAACACCUCAAGAUCAAGUGACUAGCUUUAAAUCGUCCAUGGAUGACGUGUCUGAAAUCUCUUCCCUAAACCCUCGUUUAUCACAAGCCAAUGAAUCACCUAAACGUUAUCCAACACAUGCCGAGCUGGCAAAGUUUACAUCAGCUCAACAUACACCAUGGUUAACCAACUACCAUUGGGAAUUGCCUACCUCUAUGGGAGUCUGUCCACAAUUACAACAAGUAGGGUUCUGUCCUCGUCAAGAUCUAUGUCCUUACGCUCAUCCAACAGGCGCUUUUUUUGUUUCAAAUAACAAUUCCUCGUUAUACCAACAAGAUCAACAACGACAACCAUUCUUUACAACUCCCCUGAUCAAAAAGAAACAACAACAACAACAGCAGCAGCAGCAGCAAGAUCGAUUUGCAGAGGCAAGUGUAGAGGAUUUCACUGGUAAAUUAUUCGACCUCUGUAAAGAUCAAAAUGGGUGUCGAUUCUUGCAGAAAAAGAUUGAAGAAAAUCAGACGUAUCUGGAUCUUGUCUUUGAUGAAAUCCAACCUCAAUUCGUCCAACUCAUGACAGAUCCGUUCGGAAAUUACCUUUGUCAGAAAAUGCUGGAAAAGUGUCAUCAUGAACAACGCACACUGAUUGUUGAAACUGUCGCACCUGAUCUUGUCAACAUUGCUUUGAAUAUGCAUGGUACACGUGCCGUUCAAAAACUUAUCGAAUAUCUCUCUACCCCACAGCAGAUUAGCAUGGUGACGGAUGCACUCAACGCAAAUGUAGUAACACUGAUCAAGGAUCUAAAUGGAAAUCAUGUGAUCCAGAAAUGUCUUCACCGUCUAUCGGCCGACGAUAAUCAAUUUAUCUAUGACGCUGUGUGUACUCAUUGUAUCCAAGUGGCGUCACACAAGCAUGGAUGUUGUGUUCUACAACGUUGUUUUGAUCAUGCCACUCUAUCACAAAAGGAUCAAUUAGUAGAGGAAAUUGCAAAACACGCACUGACUUUGGUGCAAAACGCAUUUGGAAAUUACGUUGUACAAUACGUGUUGGAAUUGGGUGUGGCGGGAUAUUCGGAAAGUAUCAUUCGUCGGUUUGUCAAUCAUGUGUGUAUUCUCUCUGUGCAAAAGUUUAGUUCCAACGUCAUUGAAAAUUGUAUACGUACGGCUCAACCUGCGACACGCCGAUUAUUAAUUGCUGAGCUUGUGAAUCCGUCGGUCAUGGAAAAACUAUUGCAUAAUUCGUUUGCGAAUUACGUGGUACAGACUUCACUUGAUUUUGCUGAAGAGGAUCAACGUGCUGAGCUUGUGGAGUGUAUACGUCCGUUAUUACCUACUAUCCGUACUACGCCUUAUGGUAAACGUAUACACAGUAAAAUAUUUCGUGAUCCGAAACCUCUGCCAAAAAAUUAAUCAUUGGGGGGUCUUUUGUAAAUAAAUAAAUAAUAAAUGGGAUCCAAAUCCUUUUUUCCCUUCAA
Mucor mucedo is the source of this 1838-nucleotide messenger RNA. Its product is annotated as armadillo-type protein. NCBI's taxonomy places the organism in Eukaryota, Fungi, Mucoromycota, Mucoromycetes, Mucorales, Mucoraceae. The transcript is spliced from 9 exons. Gene Ontology annotation, cellular component: cytoplasm. The record is from RefSeq and is a predicted model, not a curated record. Gene Ontology annotation, biological process: post-transcriptional regulation of gene expression. The coding region runs from base 166 to 1773 and encodes 535 amino acids. Gene Ontology annotation, molecular function: metal ion binding; mRNA binding.